CUUCUUUAGAGGGAAAUUUAUUCUCAAGGUCGCCGAUUGCGAGUUUUUUGAUAUACGGUGUCGAUUCACACAAAACUAGGCUACUUAUGUGGCACAGAAUCUGUUCCUGAUCUGCUGUAUACUGAAAAAUAAUGUCGUCAACUCAGAUACGAAACUACGUGGCGGAACUUUCUAAUUUAAAGGAUCAAUUCAACACCCUUUCUAGCCAAUCUAGUGAGAAGCUUAAAAAGAUUAUUCAAACUGUCCAAUCUUAUCAAACGCGUAUGGAGCCGCUAAAUAAAAAUAUGGAACAACUUCAGAUUUUACAAAGAAAUUUAGAGGCCUGUCGAUUAAAGUUAAGUCAAGUGCAAGAGUAUCACCGCACCGGUCGUGAGUUGGAAAAUACUAUUAGACAAGGACCGACAGUUUUUACUGACAAAUUUUUAAAGGCUAUGGAACGUAUAAAGGAUGCGUUGGCUUAUUUUCAAGAGAAUAAUCCACAAGAUGUUGAAUUUAGUCGAUUGACAUCAUUGUAUUCAAUUGGUUUAGGAAGCUUGGAACGUGAAUUCGAUGGUUUAUUAAGACAAACUUUCCGUCCUAUAGAUGAUGCUACUUUAAUAAGAUUAAUGGAUCAAAAAGUCUCUGACAAAAAAUCAGGUGAUGGUUCAUUAACUGAAGAUACAGAACAAAUAGAGGAUAUUCCAAAUAAUAUGUUGAAUAGUUUACGUUUUCUUGCUAAAUGGAUGAGUGAAAAUCAAUCAUUUGUAAACAAACCACAAGGUAUAUCUCAAGGAUGUUUGACAAAAUAUUGUGAAUGCCGUCGUGAACUUAUCCGUUUAAAUUUAGUAAGAGUACGUGAAUUAUUAAGAAAAGCUGAAAAUCCAUCAUCAUCAUCAUCUGGCACAAUAUCUAAACCAGGAUUUCUGCCGCCAAACGUACGUGGUCGCGCUAAACGCCUCCCUGGAUUCGUUUGGGAUAUAAAUGCUGUUCGACUGAUUAAUGAAGCAGAAACCGAUGAACUUGAUUCUGAACACUAUGCUAUCGCUCUAGGUGUUCUUGUCAAAUUAAUGCAAAAUGAAUGUAUUUUGUUGGAUCGUUUACAGUUGACUGCUAGUCCACAAGAUUCUCAAGUGUUAUUGUUCAAUAUAUUUAAAAACGGGUCAUCUGAUAUCCUAACUGAAGGAACUACACUAACUCGUUUAAUGCAUCGAGCUCAAGGACGGGCAGAAUUUCAUAUGGUUAUGUCAUUAUUAGUAGUACUCAAAAAGUUUUUCCAAAUUUCUGAUGAUCUUGUAUCUGUACUUCAGGGUGUUGAUAAUGUAUUAAUUGAUUUUAAUCAAUUAGUUCUUCGUUUAUUAAGUCAAAGUAAAAUAACGCUAGAAACUUAUGUACAAUUUUUACAACAAGUUACAGAAAAAUCUAGUUCAAAUAGUAAUAUUGUACCCGAAGAUGGAACAAUACAUGAACUUACAACUAAUGCAUUGAUGUAUUUAGAAAACUUGUUAGAAUUCGCUGAUAUUAUUGGCACUACUUUGUCAUUUACUGAAGCUGGUCCACAAGCUACCACUAACACACUUAAAUAUCUUACCACUAUUGGCCAAAAUCAUGCCUUUUUGGAAAAUAAAUUUGGGAAUUAUUUAUUUAAUGCUAUAUUCGCUCUUAUGACAAAUUUGGAACGUAAAUCAGAAGUUUAUUCUGAAGAGAUACGUCGAAUGAUUUUCCAAAUGAAUAAUAUUCAGUACAUAUUGAAAAGUAUUUAUAAGACAAAUAUUCACCGUUAUCUUUUAUCACAAGAUCGUGAAGCUGUUGCCAAAAUUACUAGUAUAUUGGAUGAACGUAAACUUUUUUAUACACGAUGUUGUGCUGAUAUACUACACCUACGACCUUUUCCUGAAAGUUGUGGAUCAAGUAGUAUUCGUCGACGUAGAGCCUCUCAAUUUGGAUCUGUGUUACUAGCUUCUGUAUUAUCACCAAAUCUAAACACUAAUCAUCAUAAACAUUCAACCACUAACAAUGAGCAAUCUCAAGAUACUGUGGAUGAACAUCUAACCAAGGUGUCUUUUUUUGUGCUAAAUAUAGUACUAUCUCAUCGAUUUCGAGUUGACUUCUUACUAGUCUGUAAAAUCUCUCGUAUUUUCAUAUAUUGUGUUUAUGCAUGCAAUAGCCUUGUUUAUCAUGAUUUGAUAAUGAAGAAUUAUUGAAUAAUAAUGAUUGUGUGAUUGUUUUCAUUUAUCAAUUUUCUAGUUAGUAGUAAUCAUAACUCUUAUCUUAACUCUUUGCAUUCCUACUAAUGGUCAUUAUUGCGGCAAACAUAAUUUGGUGCUUUAUACUGGCAUGUUAAUAACAUAGUACUAUACUAUAACCUUAAUUAUUUUGUCUCGAAAUUAUUUUACCUAGAGGAUCUUUUCUUUUCUUUUCAUGUUAUGCUGAAUAAUCUAGGAAAUUGUGAAUAAUUUUUUUAACUUUUUUCAAAAUUCUUUUAUUUUUGAAUUUGUUUCGUUUUCUGUUUCUAUGUAUGAAAUUGAUCCUAAUUCUUUGUAGGUGUGCACGCAUGCUUUCAUUACCAGAUGGUAAUAUUUUAAAUCGUAUUACUGGUUUAAUUAAUCGUUAUUCUGUGAGUUAAUUUACUAAUAUAACAUCGUUAUAUUUGUAUAAAUCAUUCAUAAUGCAUGUAUGUUUAUUUGUGUAAAUCAUUCAUUCUCUUAUUAUUUUAACAGUAGAUCAUCUACUUGAAUGUAUCUAUCAUUUUAUCGAGUAAAUUGUUUUUUAACUGUAACUUGUUUGUUCUAUAUUUAUCUCUUUUACUUUAAUAGAUAGAUCAAAAGGAGAGAUCUUUUUUAAAAUCCCUUUGGAAUGAUUUUAAUAAUGGACUGAAUACUUUAACUAAACAACAUCAUCUUAUUUCAAUACCUGAUCGAGAAUUGAAAAAUAGUUUAGAGCAUCAAUUAGUACGGGAUCUAGUCGCUUUAUAUCGUGGUUUCUGGGAAAAAUCAAUGUCUAUCGCAUUCACAACAAAUCGUGAUAAAUAUAUUAAAUUGUCCGUUGAAGAAUUUGAAAUUCGAAUACGACAUUUGUUUCAUGGAACAUCAACUAACAGCACACGUCAAUAAAAAAAUACUUCCUUUUUUUAUAAUAAACGAAAUAGUGAUCUUCAUACCGUUAUUAUCGUUGAUUUUGUUACUUUAGUUGUUUCUUUAUUUGAAAGAAAAAAGACUUAGUUCCUUCGCAAUGUUUUCUCCACAAAAUAUAAAACUGAAUUCUCUGUUUUUAUUUUUCUCUUUCUUUCUUUGUUUUGUAAUAAAUAGUUUGAAAACUUACAUUGAUACCGUACAAUAAUUAAAUGCUUAAUCAAAUACAC
Messenger RNA from Schistosoma bovis, 3337 nucleotides. NCBI's taxonomy places the organism in Eukaryota, Metazoa, Platyhelminthes, Trematoda, Strigeidida, Schistosomatidae. The record is from the annotation of a GenBank genome assembly.